AUGGCAGGCAAGGAACUGGCCCGCAAAUUCAACAUUUCUGAAGGCCAGGUAAGCAAGGUGUUUGUUACGUGGAUCAAGUUGCUCCAGCGACAGUUAAGGGUACUGUUACUGUCUCCGACAGUUGCUGAAAUUCAGCCCAGCCUCUCUAACGCCUUCCACAAGUUUUCUAACACGAGGGCUGUCCUUGAUGGAACCGAGGUACGUAUCCAGAAGCCGUCGUUGUUGCUUGCUCAGAGGCAGACCUCGCCCUACAAACACUACAACACCUACAAAGCGGUUGUUGGAUGUACACCUGAAGGGUACAUUUGCCAUAUUUCAGAACUGUGGGGUGGGACUGUGUCAGACAUAAUUAUAGUUGAGGAGAGUGUGCUCAUGUAUCAGUUGGAGUCAGGUGAUGCCAUCAUGGUAGACAAGGGAUUCAAAUUUAAUAGCCUACCACCUGGAGUGCAAGUGCACAUUACGUGUUUCAGGCAGCCGAACGAACCUCAGAUGCCGGAGGAAGAUGUGGCACACACCAAGCAGGUGGCCAGUGCACGUUUAGUUAUUGAACGCGCCAUCGGAAGGAUUAAGCAAUUUCACUUCCUCGAUCGACCCUUCCCCAUUUCCAUGAUAGAUAUUGAAGAUGACGCGUUUCAGGCUUGUUGUUUUUUAAGCAACUUUCGUAUGCCGCUCAGCCGUGCCGAGUAG
Messenger RNA from Ixodes scapularis (black-legged tick), 687 nucleotides. RefSeq lists its product as uncharacterized. NCBI's taxonomy places the organism in Eukaryota, Metazoa, Arthropoda, Arachnida, Ixodida, Ixodidae. The transcript has a single exon. The record is from RefSeq and is a predicted model, not a curated record. Bases 1 to 687 code for a protein of 228 amino acids.